UUUCAGUAGAACUACGGAUGCGGUAUAAGAUAAACGCGAGUCGGUCGUGCGAUCGUCGCACUAUGUCACGUUUCAUCACCGAUACAGUGCUCUCCACGUAAAAUUCCAUCUCAGCUUCGAUCGGAACGGUGGAUUCUCUAAAACGAGUGACGUUCAUCGUGGCAACCUGGAUCUUUGUUUGAAAACGAGUUACCGUCGACAUCACGCUCCUAUCGAUGAGCGUAUUUACGAUCGCGUAGCUUCUAAAGUUUUCACGCCGAGCUACCUAAUCAUUAGAAUAAAACCCGCGCAGAGCACGGUAUCCGGGAAGUGACCCCGAGGAUCCGACUACGUACGUUCGAAUACAUUAAACUUUAUUUUCCUUCUUCGAAUACGAAGACUUGUAUCGAAAGGAAAACAAAGAGGGAGCAGGCGUAGCGCGUACGAUUCGUUAAUGCGACGCAACGUUCGCCGGAAAAUAUGGACCAGAUAUUCGUCGACGAGGAGACAGGGGAAAGCAUUAGCUUGCCAGCUUCCGAGUACGAGAUAAGACGGCACGUUGCCGCCGUGAACAAUGUCGAAACGGGAGAGCCGGAGAUCAGCGUGGUGGGAACGGAAACCAAGAGCCGACGGAUGCGAUUCCAGAUCCCGAAAGAAGUUAAGGAAACGUUGUCGACCAAGGACGGUUCUCUAAAGAAGAGCGAGAAUUUGAUGGAGUUGGAGCCCGUUCCCGUUGGUACAUGCUUCGGGCAAAUACAUCCGAUUUGUUUGUUUCUGAUGGCGCUCGUAUGCUUCCGUUGGUUCUUGCCAGUCCUGUCGUUUCUGGAGCUGUCGUUACACAUUUGGGCCCACCAUAAAAACAAAGCAUUGAAGAACGCCAGCGUUUAUUUUCGUUCGCCGUUUCACGCGAUAUCGUCGGAAUUCUGCGCGGUGUGCCAGAACGAAACCUGCAUGGAUCGCGUCGGUAAAAUGCAGCAAAUACGUAUGCAAAAGAUCCUGCGACAUUGUAAUUACAUGAAGAGAGUCGUAACGUGAGAAAUUAACUAUUGUCACAGAAGCGCUGCGGCAUCAAUAGUAAUUGUUUUUUCCUUCGCGGGAACACGAAGGAAAUAAACGUUCCGCGUCCCAGGCAUUGUUCCAUCGUCUCGAUAAAACAGAAACGUCGUAUUGAACAUAAUCAUUGAAAGUUACAAAGUUAUUCGCGACUUUUAUUAAUUUAGACGGUAUCAUUAUAAAUCAAUCGAAUUUACUAACGCAAACGGAAGAAAUAGAGAAUAACAAUUGGUGCGGGAAGAGGAUUUUAUAUUGGGGAUUUGUUUACCAACUAUUAGUAACGAUGUGGCGGUGAAUACUCGGUACAAAGAUCGAACGAAUCUUUAUUACCGUUCACGUUAAAAUUACAGUAAGCCCUCCACUUACACGGUUGAUUUAUUCGGGAGUUUUACACCUACGAUACAUUUGGUACAUUCGGAAGCACAACCGCGCAACUCGAGGACUCGCUGCGCUCCAAAGACGGGCGAAAAUGUAAAAAAAAAAAAAAAAAAUAUAUAUACAUAUAUAAGUUACUCUGUUAAGGCACACGCGAGUAAACAUUUUACGUAUCACGAGUUAUAUCAAUUUUUGUCACUCGUUAUUGAAACAAUAAAACGUUACACGAUC
Hylaeus volcanicus is the source of this 1638-nucleotide messenger RNA. RefSeq lists its product as uncharacterized. The record is from RefSeq and is a predicted model, not a curated record. The coding region runs from base 460 to 1014 and encodes 184 amino acids. The transcript is spliced from 3 exons. Lineage: Eukaryota; Metazoa; Arthropoda; Insecta; Hymenoptera; Colletidae.